CCAUGAGGACUGCAGGAGCUGUACUUUGCCUGUUAGGGGUGCUGUUUGUCAAGCAGGAUGCAGAGGCGACCACCGCGUUUGACCUCCUGAGAGAGACAGCAGUGUCGUGGACGGGGAAGCUGCCGUGCGGUGACUGGGACUGCGACUGCGCUUUCAAUCGCCAGCGCGGAUGCUGCUGCGUUGCCGGCAGCGUCUUCCAACUGGAGGAGGAUCUGUUCACGCGCAUGGUGGGUCUGUGGCAGGGACUCUCCACUCUCAACAACCAGAUCGGCGAGCUCACAGGUCCUGGCUGCAAGGUUGCCUUCACAGCGGUGAUGUCCCCGAUGUCCAUGGGCUCACAGUGCUUUGGGCCCUUCACUAGCCACGUGCCCAUCUCCUACAUGAACGUACUGCUCAACCAGGGCUUCGGCUACAACCCAGCUCUCGGCAUCUUCACGGCCCCGCGCACGGGCGUCUACUCCUUCUCCUACACCGUGUACUCCAACGUGGGCUCGAGCGGCGAGCGCCUCUACCACAUGGUGCAGCUGAUGCGCGACGGCGUGGAGGUGACGUCCACGUGGGAGGACAACCGCGAGGACUCGGAGGACGGCGGCUCGCAGACGGUGGUGCUGCAGCUGCGCCGCGGCAGCCAGGUGUACAUGCAGCUGUUCUCCGGGCGCCUGCUCUGCGGAGACACGGAGGGCCACAACAGCUUCAGCGGCUACCUGCUCUACCCGCUCAGCGACUAGGGCACCGCACUGGAGAAGACAAGGACACACACAUCAUGCACAGGGUGGCACACAUACACAAUAUGGGAAGAUAGCUUGCCUAUGCAAACAUAGUCUGAUGCACAUGACGACUCACACAAGGACCAUACUUUACC
Molecule: messenger RNA, 862 nt
Organism: Sardina pilchardus (European sardine)
Lineage: Eukaryota; Metazoa; Chordata; Actinopteri; Clupeiformes; Clupeidae
Gene: cbln18
Product: cerebellin 18
Exons: 4
Coding region: 3-728 (241 amino acids)
Molecular function (GO): protein binding
Source: RefSeq, a predicted model, not a curated record